Messenger RNA from Ilex paraguariensis (yerba mate), 2159 nucleotides. NCBI's taxonomy places the organism in Eukaryota, Viridiplantae, Streptophyta, Magnoliopsida, Aquifoliales, Aquifoliaceae. The record is from the annotation of a GenBank genome assembly.
AUAAAAUGGCCACCUUUCUCAACCUCCUCGGUCCACCUGAAGUCCACCUUACGCCACCUUUCACCGCACACAACGUAGACACCACCAACCUCACCACUUCUCAAAACCCAAUUAUGGGUUUUGCUGAAAACGAAUCCACCAAAGACCCCAUGGACACUCUGAUCUCUCAGACCACCAACCUCGAUCUCUCUCAGACACCACCGAUGGGCCUAACUGAAAAUCUCUCUGCAACCUUCUUAUCAUCCGGCAAUCCCUGUCUAGACUUCUUCUUCCAUGUUGUCCCAGACACCCCACCACAAGAUCUGAUCGCACGGUUACAAUUGGCCUGGACCCACAACCCGUUGAUUACCCUCAAACUGAUCGGUAAUCUCAGAGGAGUCAGGGGCACAGGAAAGUCGGACAAAGAAGGGUUCUACACGGCGGCGAUUUGGCUCCACAACCACCACCCCAAAACCCUUGCUUGUAACGUGAAAGCUUUCGCCGAUUUUGGGUACUUCAAGGACUUCCUCGAAAUACUUUACCGAAUUCUAAGAGGACCCGAAAUUAGAAAAUUCGAGAAAAAUGAAAGGUUCAAUAAAAAAUCAAGCGCAGUGGUGCGAGGGAAAAGGUUUUGUGGGAAAUUCAAGAGAGGAAUUAAGGAUAAAAUUGCGAAGAAUUUGGAGGAAGUGAAGAACGAAGCAGAGCAGGCUAGGAUUUUGAGGAAGGAAAAAGAGUUUGCCAAUGCUAAAAAGGCCUUAGAGAGGUACAACCUCGAUGUGAAUUAUAGGUUCUUACAUCAUAAGAUCUCGGACUUGUUUGCAGAGCUCUUGAAGGCUGAUGUUGAAAUUUUGAAUUCUGGGAAGCUUACGAAGAUCAGUUUGGCUGCAAAAUGGUGUCCGAACAUUGAUUCUUCUUAUGAUGAGUCCACUUUGAUUUGUGAGAGCAUCGCGAGGAAAUUAUUUCCCAGAGAAUCUUACCCCGAAUAUGAAGGAAUUGAAGAGGCUCACUAUGUUUAUAGGGUCAGAGAUAGGCUGAGAAAACAAGUCCUUGUGCCACUACAUAAGGCCUUGGAAUUGCCUGAAGUGUACAUGAGUGCAAAUCAAUGGAAUUCGCUUCCAUACAAUAGGGUUGCCUCUGUGGCAAUGAAGAAUUACAAAGAGCUUUUCUUGGAACAUGACAAUGAGAGGUUUAAGGAGUAUCUUGAGAAUGUGAAGGAGGGGAAGGCGAAAAUCGCAGCUGGUGCAUUGCUUCCUCAUGAGAUUAUAGCUGCUUUGGGGGAUGAGGAUGGUGGGGAAGUUGCAGAGCUUCAGUGGAAAAGAAUGGUUGAUGAUCUUGGAAAGAAUGGGAAGUUGAGUAAUUGUAUUGCUGUAUGUGAUGUAUCGGGAAGUAUGACGGGGACACCAAUGGAGGUAUCUGUGGCUCUUGGUGUAUUGCUUUCAGAGCUAAGUGAGGAACCAUGGAAGGGAAAAUUAAUAACAUUCAGUGCUGAUCCUGAAAUUCAGAAAGUUGAGGGUAAUACCCUUUUCGCAAAGACUCAAUUUGUGAGAGAUAUGACAUGGGGUAUGAAUACAGAUUUCCAGAAAGUUUUUGAACGGAUUUUGGAUGUUGCUGUUGAAGGGAAGCUGAGUGAAGAACAGAUGAUAAAGAGACUCUUUGUUUUUAGUGAUAUGGAAUUUGAUCAAGCAUCGAAGAAUCCUUGGGAGACAGAUUACCAGGCCAUACAGAGGAAAUUCAGGGAGAAUGGUUACCAAAGUGUGCCGGAAAUUGUGUUUUGGAACCUCAGGGAUUCAAGGUCGACUCCUGUGAUGGCCAGGCAGAGUGGUGUGGCCCUGGUGAGUGGCUUUUCGAAGAAUCUGUUAACUAUUUUCUUGGAGGGUGGUGGAGUUAUCAAUCCAGAGGAAGUCAUGGAGCUUGCUAUUGCUGGUGAAGAGUACAAUAAACUUGCUGUUUAUGACUGAUUAUCAGGGGUUUAAUGCAUAUAAGUUUUGAGUUCUGCAUUAGAGUUUUUUAUUUUGUUUUAUGUUCCCCAGUGCUUUUCAGAUACCAAAUGCUGAUCAUGUUUACAAGUUCAAGCAGUAGUAAGGCAGUUAAGGACACAAAAGUUAUGAAAAAUCAAGUGCAUGCUUUUCAAUAUAAUUCCCAUUUUUGUUUAUAAUUUUGAUAUUUUGCUUAUAUUUUAG